AUGCCGGCCUCGAGGGUGCAUCCGGGCACAAUGGCAAUGGUGGUCGUUGUGGACGUGAUCAGCCCUCUUGCGCAGAAGACAAUCUCCUCCUCGCCCACGGAGGCCUCUGCAGUGGAGCGCCUCGAGAUUGAUGUUGAUGUUGUGCCCUAUACCACAACGGCAGACAUGGUGCUCGCUGAUGUGGCGGUGGCUCUGCAGGAGAAGGGGCUGACCAUGUGUAUUUCCCUCCAGGAAGCCGUAUUGGCAUCAGGGAGCGUAUUACCUCCGCUGACUUGGUUGCAGCAAGCCAUGGGGGCCAAUGACAGCAGCGGCUCAGACAGGCGGCAAGUCUCAUCGACUCUGUCUAUUGAAUGCAGCUAUGCAGUGGCUGUGCAGCACGCACAGAACUCCGCAGACUCCCACCAGAUGCUCGCUACGGCGCCCCCGUUGCGGUCCUCACUAGUGCUUCACAGAGGGGGCGACUACAUUCUGGAGGACGUGGAAAGACCCCUCAGCCAGCCAACUGCCGUCUUGUCGGUCGUGCCUCGGUCGAUGGAGGUCACCAGCAGCAUUGCAGGCAGGGCACCUGCCCAGGCAGCACCUCCUAUCACGUCUUUCCUCGACGUACUGACAGGACCCCCUGCGUCAGAGAAUGGCGCUGUGGAGGCAAACGGGGCACCGCGCGCCCCUUAUGCUCCGCCGCCGUCUCCCCUACGAGGCGGCGCGCCAACGACGAUCGCCUCCAGCGUGGUUAGUGGCGGCGAUCUGGCGCCUGUCUCUCAGCAUACCACAGCUUCCGUCACCGUGAGCAAAGCUAUCACAGACGUCAGCCGAGACGUGCGCUCGUCCAUGUCUUCUCUGGCUCUCGGCUCUACCGCCCCGCCUCUUCUGCCACCGCCCCCUCUCCCGGAGAAGCAGCCACCAGUACUCGUCGUGGCCCUUCGCCACCUGCAGGCCCAGCAUGCACAGGUGCUGGCCCCUGACGCUCAACAUCACGACGGCUCUCCAAACGCCAGCACCUCUGUUGCCGCUCCUGCAGAGGAGCAGAAGCACCUGCAGCCCACCCUUUCCUGGGCCGCGACCGAGGCUGCCGUACAGGCGGAGGUGGAGUGUCUGCAGGGAGAGCGCGCGCUCACUGCAAAGGAGGAAGAGGGAGAGGCAUCGCCAGCAGCGAGCAGGCACGCUAAUACGAGUCUCGACGAGACCGCCGGUGGCGAUACCCAAAGCGGGGGUGGGCGCGGCCGGCAGGACGGCGAGACGGCCUCAGGACGAUUCUCUCAGCCCCAACUCCGAGCGCAGUGGCUUGCGGCAGUCGGAGAGGAGAUUUGUGCCUAUCAACGCGAGACAGCAGUGCUGCGCCAGGCGACGAAGAAAGCGCUCCAAUGGCGAGAGUCGUCGAGGCAGCAGUUGCGGGAGGAGAUUGCGCGACUGGAGGCGGAGGCGGCUCAGCGCAGUGCGGUGCUGGCAGAGCGCGACGUGUUGCGGCGUCGCGUGGGGCAACUGGAGGCGCAGGUGGCUGCUGUGAAGGCGGCGGAGGUGGAACUGCUUGUGACGCAGAGGGCCGCCGCCGUGUUUCCGCCAGUAUCAGCGAAGGAUGAGCACGCAGGUGGAGAUCUUCGAGCGUCAAGCAGCUCUGUCAAGUCGCCCCGACAGUGUGUGAUAGCGGCGGCUGCGAAGGCCGCCCUCGAGUCUUUCCGUGACGCUUCCACAUCAGAGUAUAGCAACUUCUCUGAGCAUUCGCCGCCACGGCCACCUGAGCCAACGUCGCCGCCGCCCCCACAGGCAUGCCGCUCAGUGCCCCUCGUAGACGUAGAUGGCACAGGAGUCAGCAGGAGUGCACAUCGCUGGUCCGGCAGACGCGUUCCACUCCUCUAUGGCGAUACGGCAGCGGCGCCAACGGCAAGCACGGAAUAUCCACUACGUGAGGCACAACAGCGACCCUCGCGCAGUCGGAGCCGAUUCACUAUAGAGCGCAGCUUCCUGUCAUCGUCCCUCCAGGCUGAGGUGCGGGCAGCGCUGACGAGCGACAGCGAAUCCGGUUCGUUCGUCAUGGACAGCCUCAGCGACAGCGCGGAGAGCGCAGAGGCAGCGGGGGCCAGCGGUAGCGGCUGUGGCUACGCUGUGACUGCGGUGAAGGGAGAGGCGGCGCUGCAGCCGCCUGGGGCGGGGGUGCGACGGCGAAGGCAGCGCUCGACUACUACUGUGAGUCACAUUGCAUCCGGUGCGGCGUCUGAGCUGCUCCCCGCUUCGUGGAUGAGUGUGAAUGCCGCUGCUCCUCCUGCGGCUGCUGCUGCCGUCGGGGCAACUCCGUUCCGCACGACCAUCCGAACAGCACCAUCAUCUGCCCACCCGGUCAUUCUCUCCGCAACGUCUUCGCAUCCGUACAGAGGCGCACAGCUGCGGCCCCUCUCUUCAUCUUUUUCCUGUGAUGGAGACUCAUGUGAUGGGGGUGCGCGGCAGGCGUUCAUUUCCUCCGGGGCGUCAUCUGAUGAGGCAGUGGAGGAGCCGCGUCGUGUGACAGCUGCGCUCCGUCGCCCCAGCCGUGACCUGCAGUCGCACCCCUCAGAAGGGCAGCGGCUGCGGGAGCAGGUGCGCGGCUUGCAUGAGGAGAUUGAGCGAGGUGAUGAAGACGUCACGCGGCAGGGGGUCAGCCUCUAUCGACAGCCGCGGAGAAGAAUGGCUAGGACGAGGACGGGUGCCUCUGGUGCCAGUCGCAGCGCCACUGCCCCCCAUCACGGCCUCAUGGACAGGCAUUUUGCCCCCGCCGCGCUGGGCGACGAUGUGCUGUGA
This is a messenger RNA of Leishmania braziliensis MHOM/BR/75/M2904, 2769 nucleotides long. RefSeq lists its product as hypothetical. The record is from RefSeq and is a predicted model, not a curated record. Lineage: Eukaryota; Euglenozoa; Kinetoplastea; Trypanosomatida; Trypanosomatidae. The coding region runs from base 1 to 2769 and encodes 922 amino acids. The transcript has a single exon.